CAGGGAGGGCUGGCUUCCUUCUUGCUCGUUAUUUGAAACAGAGGUGUUGACACUAGGAAAGAGGCUUCAGAUUCCAGCACUUACAAUCAAGGACCCGAGUUUGACAGAUCCUUAAGAGCCAGAGGUCAAAAUUAUCUCCUUGAAAUGUCGUUCUACAAGACAACCAAAUCUUUGGCAAAAGAACUGAACUCAGAAGGAGAUUUGAUCCCCGUAUGCAGCAUUGUAGACAACGACCACUAUCGGCCUCUUUGCCUGCUUUACAGAAAGGCAAAGUCUUCAUGGUGGAAGGCGAACUCUUUUCGUAAAACUGAAUACAAACUCACAGAUGUACUUUGUUCUGGCGGCCAUGCUAUAAAAUUAGAUGUCAAAGAUGGAGGCCAGUUUGACGUUGAGGAUCAGGUAGAUGGAAAACUACAAGGAGAACUUUCUGGACGCGAUAUAGUUCCCAUAGAAGCAAAGUCCAAUUAUAGUACAUCCCAUGUGAUGUCUGUGAAGAUGAAAAAGAUACAGUUAUGUCCCACUAUCCUCAAUUCUGUGAAAAAGUUAAAAAUUGACAUGGAUCAUGAGUUCAUUAAACAAUCAAAGAAGCAUAACUACAACCUGUACAUUGUGACUGAGGCAAUAGAGGCUGUGGAAGAUGCACAGUUUAAGGUGUCCAGCCAAAUGGAAGGCAGCAUCUUUUAUGAAGCCUAUCUCAAAAUGGGGCUGAAGGGUACCAGCAAUAGUAAGAAGACAAUUCAUAUCCCAAAAUCUUGCAUCCUGGCAUUCAGAGCCAAGAAACUACAAGUAGGAAAGGAAUCAUUAGGUAUUUCCUACUAUAAAGAUGAUAAAUCAGAAACUUGGUUUUCCUCAGAUGUGCCGUUCUAUGCAGGUGGCAAAAAACCUACAAAGUCUAUAGUCUGCGAUGGCAAAAUUGGCAGGCCUUUUCCCCAAGUAAUUUCAAUGCCAGAGGAAGAAAUUAGCACAUUGAGCAUUAGACCUAGUGAGGAAAACAUGUGGAUGGAGGUUGAAAUGCAAUGUGCACACUUCUCAUUCUUAUCUACAAAUCUGUGUGGUUUGUUUCUAUCUGGCUUUGUGGCUGUAAUGAGGAACAAGGACCUUCUACAAAAGCUAGUAUUCCAGCUGGAGGAGGCACUUGAAGCCCCCGGCCAAUGCAAGCUGAAGGCUGACAACCCAGAAUUGCAAGAUCUGGUGGAUAAUUUACAAGAUCGCAGUGGAGCUAUCAUCCCUGAACUUGCGGAGGCAGUUGUCUAUUUUCUUGAAGCCUUAGAUGAACUGCAAGAAGAACAAUUGAUGCUCUUGGAAGAAUCUAUGGGGAAAAAGAUUGUGUCCAGGCAGCUGGAACUGGUCAAGAUCAUUUUAGGCAAUAUUCUAAGCAACGACGAAAUGAAAUUUACUGCAGAUGCCCAGCUGUUACCUAAAGAUGAGAUUAUUAUAACGGGAGCAAUGAUUGAAAUGAGUGGAGUGACCAUUCAGAAAACUGAAGCUCAUCUUUCUGGAACAGGAGAACCUGAAGCUUUGAUCCCCUUGUAUGUGGUUCUUUAUGUGCUCAAUCUUCUAACUAAGUAAGAAGGCAAGUGAAUUCAUCAUAUCUGAAUGACUAAGGCUGUACACAUUUAUCUGGGAAAGUCAAUUUUUUUUCCAAGCUUGGGAAAAAAAUCUUUUGGGCUGCAACUUCCACAAUCAUAGGUUGAGCAAAUUGCAGUUCAGAAAAGUAACUUUUUUCAGUCUUUCCUCAGUGGGGCUUGGUUCUGAACAAAACAUGUAUAGGGUUGUAUUGUAGUGCAUACAGGUAUAUGCAACCUUACUCUCUAACCUUAUUUGCACUUUAUAGCCUAUUUUCAGUCAUAUUUCUGGUCUUCUAAAAUUUGGUUUUCCAAAUCGAUAUAUAGGUUGAGCAUACUAUUAUCCAAAAUAAUUCAAAAUUGUCUGUUUGGGUCUCUAUGAUAGUUACAUAUUCAAGCACAAAAUUAUUAAAGUACUGUAUAAUUUUUUCUUCAGGCUAUGUGUAUAAGAUGUUUAUCUUAUAUGCAUGUUUAGACAUCGGCACCAUCUCCAAUCUAUUUUAUUAUGGUACAUAUAUCCUGCAACCAAUAGUCCAGAAUCUG
This is a messenger RNA of Anolis sagrei ordinatus, 2108 nucleotides long. Its product is annotated as gasdermin-A3. The record is from RefSeq and is a predicted model, not a curated record. Gene Ontology annotation, biological process: pyroptotic inflammatory response; defense response to bacterium. Gene Ontology annotation, molecular function: phosphatidylinositol-4,5-bisphosphate binding; phosphatidylinositol-4-phosphate binding; phosphatidylserine binding. Lineage: Eukaryota; Metazoa; Chordata; Lepidosauria; Squamata; Anolidae.